AUGCUGGCACGUCCACUCUACCGCUCUGCUGUGCAGCCGCGCCACGUCGUGCCCCGUCGUAUCGCCCGUCAUCGCGUACUGUGUUCGGGUCCGACGAAGCAGAUCGCGAGCGCUGCGGUCCCGUUGAAAGUCGGCGUUGCUGCAGGCAGUGUAGCAGGUCUCGUCUCAGGCCUCACGGGUGUUGGCGGAGGUAUUGUUCUGAUUCCGGUGUUGGCCAAGUUCACGUCGUUGUCCCAACAAGUGAUCAACGGCACUUCAAUAGGCGCCGUGGCCAUUGCUGCAUCAGUUGGCGCGUACAACUACAUUCAGUCAGGUGCUUGCAACGUGCCAUUGGCAUUGGCCACGACCGUUCCUGCGAUUUUCGCCACGAAAUACGGCGUGCAGACGGCCCAUCGACUGUCCAGUCCAAAGUUGUCGCUGCUCGUGGGCGCUGCUAUGCUCGCGUGCUCGCCGCUGAUCUUCCUCAAGAACAGCUCUCAUAUGCCCAAGUGGAGCGACGGGCAGAACCCACUGGAUCUCCAGUUUUUCGUCCCGCAGCAAAAGGAUCUUGAAAAGACGCAAUCGAUUUUGGAGUCCAGCAAAGCAGUGUACCCAUCAAGUGCAGCAAACUUGUCGACAGCAGUGUCAAAGCAGUACGUGGCCCGCGUACAGGCCGACUGGACAGGUUUUGCGGCCGUGAAUGUCAAGUAUGCGUUUGCUGGGGCAGCUGCUGGGUUCAUCUCGGGACUCUGUGGACUGGGAGGAGGGAUCCUCAUCACGUCGUACCUCACGGCUGCGAGCGACAUGCCACAAGCCACGAUCAUCGGCACGUCACUGCUGUCGGUCGUCCCUACCGCUGCAUCGUCGACGAUAUUCAAUCUGCGGGCAAAGUCAGUGCACUUGCCAACUGCCGCACGCAUUGGCGGCUCGCUGGCUCUUGCAGUGUAUGGCACUUCCAAGUACAUAACGCAUGACGUGCCGGAAGACGUUCUACGUGGCGUGCUGGGCACUACGCUGGGCGCUGCAGCCCUCAUCAUGAUGCGCCGUGCCAUGUAG
Molecule: messenger RNA, 1035 nt
Organism: Hyaloperonospora brassicae
Lineage: Eukaryota; Oomycota; Peronosporomycetes; Peronosporales; Peronosporaceae
Source: the annotation of a GenBank genome assembly